AUGGAUGUCUCAAGUAGCAAUGGCUUAACAUUUGUCCUGCUGUUAUUUGCAUUCUAUGUGAUGCAUAUUAAUGCAGAAACUCAAACCUGCACCAACCGUUGGAGCCCAUGUUUUCUCAAGAAAAUACCAUGCCCUGCUGAGUGCCCUUCAACAUAUCCAACUAACCCAAAAGCCAAAGUCUGCUAUCUUGAUUGUGAUUCUCCCAUAUGCAAAACUCAAUGCAAAAGGCGGAAACCAAAUUGCAAUGGCCGUGGAUCCGCAUGCUUGGACCCCCGCUUUGUCGGAGCAGAUGGCAUUGUUUUCUACUUCCAUGGAAGGCGCAAUGAGCAUUUCAGCUUAGUAUCUGAUAUCAACCUUCAAAUCAAUGCCCGUUUUAUUGGCCUUAGGCCAGUAGGGAGAACAAGGGACUAUACUUGGAUUCAAGCACUGGGAAUCCUCUUUGAUUCCCACAAAUUUUCUAUUGAGGCCACCCCAUCAUCAAUUUGGGAUGAUGAAGUUGACCAUUUGAAGCUCUCUUAUGAUGGAAAGGAACUUGUCAUCCCAGAAGGUCACCUCUCUAAAUGGCAAUGCCAAGAAAAUCAACUUAGAGUAGAGAGAACAUCAACCAAGAACAGUGUUAUGGUUAUUCUCCCAGAAGUUGCUGAGAUAUCUGUCAAUGUGGUUCCUAUCACCAAGGAGGAUAGUAGAAUCCAUAACUAUCAGAUCCCUGAUGAUGAUUGUUUUGCUCACUUGGAGGUGCAGUUCAAAUUCUAUGGUCUAACAUCCAAAGUUGAAGGAGUUCUUGGCAGAACCUAUCAGCCAGAUUUUCAAAAUCCAGCAAAGCUAGGUGUGGCAAUGCCAGUAGUUGGAGGGGAACACAAGUAUAGAACUACCUCACUUGUUUCUGCAGACUGUGGUGCUUGUAUAUUCUCUCCUGCUAAAGCUUCAGAGAAGGAAGACUCAGUCAUGGAAUCUGGGAUGAUGGAUUGCACUGGUGGUGCCAACAGUGGUAAUGGUAUAGUUUGCAGAAGAUAA
Gastrolobium bilobum is the source of this 1014-nucleotide messenger RNA. RefSeq lists its product as uncharacterized. Lineage: Eukaryota; Viridiplantae; Streptophyta; Magnoliopsida; Fabales; Fabaceae. The record is from RefSeq and is a predicted model, not a curated record. The transcript has 2 exons. Bases 1 to 1014 code for a protein of 337 amino acids.